CCUCUGCGCUAGCCCCCCGAGGUGUUGCGUGAGGAGGCGCCUCCCCCGCGUUUAUGUAGUGCCUAGAUGGCGGUUGCGGGGGGGUUGCCGGGCUGGGCCGAGGCGGCGGCGACCCCUCUAGCCCUGCUGCUCGACGGCUGGGGCCGGGGCGCGGGCGCCCGCUCGCAACCAGCAGCAGCAGGGAAGGCGCCGGCCGGGCCGGGCCGAGCAGGGCGGCGCGGGCGGAUGGGAUGACGCUGCGCCGGGGGGGGGGGGGGGCACGACCGGCGCCUCCGCUCGCCUGGCGCGGCCCCUGGCCCCAGGGCAGGGCAGGCCCGGCCGAGCAUCCGAGGAGUGGCGCGGCCCAGGUUUAGAAGUGGAAAAAGUAUCAAGAUACUGGAACAGACUGAAAGAAAAGACGGGACUGUUUUGAACGCUUCUGCUGAAAGCACUGGGAGAAUUCUCUCACGCUCAUUAGAGCUCACCAGGAUCUCAGCAUGGUGAAGGAGGAGGAUAUUGUAGAUGAGAAUGAAGAUCCAGAGCCAGCUAUUGAUGCGGUCAAUGGUAUUAUUCCUGUGUAUCAGAAAACUCAGGAAGCUGCCACCUUGGACUCCAAAGGCACAGAUGGAAAUAUACAAACAGAAGCAACAGCUCUACUAAAUAACAGUGUACAGCAACCUCAGGAACCUGAGACAGAGUCCAAGUGUUCAAGGAAACUGAGGCAAAGAUGUGUUUGUCCUCCUCAAGGCUUGCUUGCCCGAAUAGUGACAAACGUUGCAGCAGUGGCUCUAGUUUGGGCUGUGGCCUGGGCUAUUACAGGGAAGGAGUGUCUGCCAGGUGGAAACUUGUUCGCAGUUUUGCUACUCUAUUUUUUUGCUGUCGCUGGAGGUAAAAUAUUUGGGCUUAUUAAAAUACCUACACUGCCACCUCUACCUCCUCUUCUUGGAAUGUUACUUGCUGGUUUUCUCAUCCGCAACACUCCUUUCAUCAGUGACAUAGUCCAGAUAAAGACAAACUGGUCAGCAGUACUGAGAAAUAUUGCCCUUUCCAUUAUCUUGAUCCGAGCAGGGCUUGGCCUUGAUGCAAAGGCACUUAUGAAAUUAAAGGCAGUCUGUCUAAGGCUUUCUUUUGGGCCCUGCAUCACAGAGACAUGUGCUGCUGCUAUUCUCUCCCAUUUCCUCCUGGGUUUGCCAUGGCAAUGGGGAUUUAUAUUAGGUUUUGUUCUAGGUGCUGUCUCUCCAGCUGUUGUAGUCCCCUCUAUGCUGAUUUUGCAGGCAGGAGGAUAUGGUGUUGAAAAGGGAAUCCCUACCUUGCUAAUGGCUUCUGGAAGCAUUGAUGACAUCUUGGCGAUCACAGGUUUCAAUACCUGUUUAGGCAUGGCUUUCUCUACAGGUUCCACUCUUUACAGUGUCCUACGAGGGGUGCUAGAGGUUGCAGUUGGAAUAGCAGCUGGUGGGCUUCUAGGAAUUUUUAUUCGAUAUUUUCCAAGCAGUGAUCAGACAUCUAUUUCAUGGAAGAGAGGAUACUUCAUAUUGGGUCUGUCCAUGUUUGCUGUUUUUGGCAGUAUACACUUUGGUUUCCCUGGAUCCGGUGGCCUCUGCACCUUGGUCAUGGCCUUCGUUGCAGGUCUGGGAUGGUCCAAUGAAAAGAAAGCAGUAGAAAAAAUUAUUGCAGUUGGCUGGGACAUCUUUCAACCCUUUCUUUUUGGUUUAAUUGGAGCAGAAAUAUCUGUUAUGUCUCUCAGACCUGAAACUGUUGGGCUCUGUAUUGCUACACUGGGUGUUGCGUUAGUUGUACGAGUCAUGGCUACGUUUCUGAUGGUAUCUUUUGCCGGAUUUAACUUCAAGGAGAAAAUAUUUGUUUCAUUGGCAUGGAUCCCCAAAGCCACCGUCCAGGCUGCAAUAGGUUCCCUUGCCCUAGAUACUGCAAGGGCACAGCAGGAUGAACAGCUGGAAAAAUAUGGCAUGGAUGUGCUGACAAUAGCAUUCCUCGCAAUCCUGAUCACAGCUCCCACUGGAGCCCUAGGUAUUGGCCUGGCAGGGCCCAAACUUCUGCAGAAGGCUCAAACAAAGAGUGGGGAAGAGGAGGACAGUGAUGCAGGAAAAGAAGAUAUAGAAGCUCCUGGGCCAUAGUAGGAAUGUAUGGAAUGGUAUGGUAUAAUGGUCUCACAAGGGCUGCCGCUGCUGUUUAGGAAAAGCAGCAUUUGUAUAAUUUGUAAAAAAACUACUUUACCAGUCAGUUACUGGUCCUACUUGACCAGCAUGCCUGGUACUUUUAUAAAAUAUUUUAAACUGUUGAUGGAACCUUAUGAGAAAAAAAAUGAACUAAACAUAGAACUGCCAUAAACAUAGGAUGGCCUGAGGAUAACUGAUGGGAUAGAGGAGUCAUUAAUUAACUGUUAAUGGGAGGGUGUAGGUGUGAGCCCUGAAAAGGAGUAGUAAUUUUUCUACCUUUUUCUCCCUGGAUCUUCAAACCUGCCUUUUAUGAUCCACUGAAAUAGUAUACACACCUUUGUAGCUGCAAGGAAUCAGAGCUAGACAGCAGGUGGUUUUGGGCUGUUAGAGGGGUGGGUGCAAGUGUAGUGUUGAUUGCCUGGUGUUAUCUGGUCUUGGGGAUGGACAAAGUUUCUUAAAGGUGGGGUGGCACCUGCUGGGCAUAUUUGACUCUCUGAACCUCCCCCCUCAAAACCCAUUACGUAUCUCUAAGGCUGCACCUGUCCUCAGCUCCUGUUGCUGCCAGAGUGCCUACUGACUUUUUUUUCCUCAAUCCAUGAGAUGCAGCCCAGCUGGGUAUCCCCUGAUGACCUACUCAGGGCUUGUACCUAACAGACUUACAAAUUAUGGUCUGUAAAUGGUACUUUCUACAUCUACUCUUUUAUAUUCUAUCAAGGUAAAAUACUAUUUAUUUAAAUUGGAGGGUCAGUAUCUUAACUGUCCUUACCUUCCUCUGAAAAAUGAAAUAUGGACCAGUUUAAUAGGUGAUUGCUAAUCAAGUGGACAGUAGUGUAAAUCACAAGUUGUCAAUUGGGGGUACGCAUACCCCCAGGGGCACUUGGGAGGGUCCUAAGAGGUAUGUGCAGGUGGGGACAGGAGGCAGGGAUGAGGAGGGCAGCGGUGCCUCUCUGUGGGCCACACAGAGGGGUGGGGGAGGCUUGUAUGCGAUGGUUGCUGCUGCUUCCCACCACUCCAGCCACACACCACCCUCCCCCCCCCGGCUCCGUGUCCAGCUGUGUGUCACCCCACAGGCUCCGCGUCUGACUGCACACCACCUCCCCCCCAGCUCCGUGUCCAGCCUCCAGGGGUACACCUACUAAAAAAGGUUGAAAGUGGCCUGUCAGAUUCAAGCAUUGUGUAUUUUUCUCCUGUGCUUGAUACAGAAGAUAAGCAAUUAGAAUUUUAAAUGAGUAUUGCUAAAAAUGAAGUGCUGGCAUAUUAUUGGCUGAUGAUCUGGGAUGGAAGAUGGCCUUUGCUGAACCAAAACUAUUCUGGAAAAAGUUAAAGUUCUAAGUGGAUGUACCUGGAGACAACAGUAUCUAUUCUUAUCACUUUUUUAUUUUUUUAAUAAGUGAGGCACAUACCUAUGAAGAAUCAUAAGCAUGGGUGUGAUAUGCUUCUUUUGAAAUACAGGUUCUAUCUGGAUGGGAAACCAUAAUCACUAGAACUGUACAUCUCAAUUCAUUCUUUUUCAGAAACAUCUCACCAGGGGGAGCAAAAGGCUGAAACAUGUUUUUCUUCAUUUUCCUUAAUGUAACAGCUCGAUAUAUCACUGCUGUAACAAAUCUUUCCUGAACAGAUUACAUUUCCAGGACAGUCUUUUGCAGUUUGCAUGUUCCUACCACCACCACCUCUAAAAUUAGAAGAAAAUUUCUUAACAGUACAACCAGUUUUUACAAAAUCAAAGUCAGAAUCCAUUCCUGCCUCAGGACUUGCCACCAGCUUAAGCUUUCCAUUAGAAAAUUUGCUUUACUGUCAAUACGCCUUUUUCAGUAAAACCAUGAAGUGACAAAGGAAUUGGCUGUCUGAGAAGCUGUUUCCCUACUCCAGCAUAAGGUAUGAUGCCAAUACAGCAUCCUUCAGGAAGAGUACUUUUUUUUUUUUUUUUUAAAUAAGGGGAGAAGACACUUCUCUCUGAACUCUGUGCAGGUAUUCAGCUGCUUGCUGAACUUCAUACAACCAAUACUGCAUUGUUCCUUUACAGCAGUAUGUAAAAUACCAUUUUUCUUUCCCUUAACUCUUGUAGGGUUUUAAUAAUAAUUUUUCCUGUCUCACACCUUUUAAUGUUAAAGUUAAAAGGGGAAGAAAUAAAUAUUUUUUUCUUUACAAGAAAGAGACAAAAUCAUAGUCUUUGCACACUAUUACACGUGCACUCUUAUCUUCCCCCUUCUGAACAAACCACAACAGCUUUAUUAAAAAUCAUAAAAUAUUUCUUUUCACCCAAGUUUUGUACAGCUGUUAUUUCAUCUUCCCCAAGUUACCACACAACACAUGUUCUCCUCUUCACCUCCAAACGCCGUGUAAGACUCAGACCAUACUGAGUGAUUAGAAACAGAUGCUUUCUAACUUGGAAUGAUUAAUUGUUACUGUGCUGCAUUAGGUAGUAUACAUGCUGUAGAUUUUAGCUGAUGGUUAUGUUUGUAUAUUGUGAAAGUUAAUGAAAGGAAUGAAUUAUUUUAAAACUGAAAAAAUUGAAAUAAAUAUUUAUCACACUUGGAA
Messenger RNA from Alligator mississippiensis (American alligator), 4691 nucleotides. Its product is annotated as sodium/hydrogen exchanger 9B2. The transcript has 13 exons. Gene Ontology annotation, biological process: proton transmembrane transport. Gene Ontology annotation, molecular function: antiporter activity. The coding region runs from base 477 to 2111 and encodes 544 amino acids. The record is from RefSeq and is a predicted model, not a curated record. NCBI's taxonomy places the organism in Eukaryota, Metazoa, Chordata, Crocodylia, Alligatoridae. Gene Ontology annotation, cellular component: membrane.